Messenger RNA from Gordionus sp. m RMFG-2023, 3178 nucleotides. RefSeq lists its product as uncharacterized. The transcript has 16 exons. The coding region runs from base 1 to 2958 and encodes 985 amino acids. The record is from RefSeq and is a predicted model, not a curated record. Lineage: Eukaryota; Metazoa; Nematomorpha; Gordioida; Chordodea; Parachordodidae. Gene Ontology annotation, cellular component: COG complex; Golgi apparatus. Gene Ontology annotation, biological process: intra-Golgi vesicle-mediated transport.
AUGGCAGAAACGUUAGAAACUUUUAUAAAUGAUAGAGAGAAAGAUAUAUUUGAAACCUACAACAUACAAGAUAUUAAGAAUCUACGACGUAAACUUAAGCAAGAAAUUAAUAGCAAAAAUGAAGAUCUUAAGAAUAUUGUGGGAAAAAGAUAUCAAAAUUUACUGUUCACAGCUAACACAAUACAAAACUUAAGACAUAAAUCUGGCAAAAUUGUGACUUCAGUCAAUGAACUUGCAAUAAAAAUGCACAAUUUCUCUGAUUAUUCUAAAUUAUUUUUGGAGCAGAGUUCUAUUGAAAAUGAAAAUUGGAGAUUUAAAAAGAUUUCUCAAGAUAAUGAAUACCCAUUAACUUACUUUCUAAAAUUAUAUCUAGAAAUCCCUAUUUUUUGCAAUAACCUUCUAAGUGAAUUGCAUGACAAUAUCACAACCUUAUCAAAAAUUGAUAGUUGUAAUUUAGAAACUACAACCAUAUUAUAUAUAUUUGAAUGCUUUAUCUAUAAUGUCAUCAAAAAUUUUAUACAUAAACAAACAGAUGAUUCCAUUUUAAAGAUCAAAAAUUUGUUUUGUUUAUAUAAUAAUGCAAUUGAUAAUAUUUAUCACAAACUUUUAAGUGAGUCUCGACAUAUUUUAAAAAAUCCAGACAAAGAUGUGAGAAUUAUAAGAGAAACAUUUUUGAUUCAGAUGAUAUUAGUUCAGCAUCAAGAUUAUAUUAAAACAUUUGAACUAUUUCUCAUUGAUAGGAAAAGUUUUAUAUGUGAACUAUGCAAUGAUUCAUCUAACAUCACCGUAUCUUCAAAUAAUAAAAUUUCACAGGUUUUUGAAUGCAUUGUGAUGACUAUCCUACAAUCCUAUUCCAUUAUAUCAACAAAAUGUCAUUGUAUUUCCUCUUUCAAAAAUAUUCCAAGCAAUGAAAGCUUUAAGAGUGUUAAUCCAUUUGAAGAGAACAUCAAAGCUUGGCAAAAAUCGGCUUUCGAGGUUCUAAAUAUGCCAUGCACUGGGGAACUAUACCAGAAAUUUGAACAACAUCUUCUUGCAAAUCCUAAUAUCAGAAAGAAAAGUACCGAAAUUGAUAAUGAUGCUUCGCUAGACAAAGAAGAGACAACUUGCAAAGAUUUAAUCAUACAUUGGACCAAUAACUGCCUCAAUACUUACCCCGGCAUGGAGACUAUGUGGGGUCUUCUUAAAAUGGGCGCCACGAUUCCCAAACCGAUACUUUACAGUUCCAAUCUUAACCUGAUAUCUCGCUCGCUUUACGCCUGCUCUUACAUGACCAAUUCCCACGAAGUCAUUAUAAAUAAUGCCAAUGAGGAGGGGAUCAAUUUCUCUCUCAAUCCUUUACAUAAUGCUGGCUCCUUGAACCAUGAUAUUUGGUUGAAGGCUGUAGCUUAUUUCGAUUUAAGACCGCCACCCAUGUCUGGAGACGAGAAAGCGGAUACUCGGCCUAAGGAAUCGUAUUUGGAUAUGUGGAAACACGUGGGGAAACCCUUGAUUAUCCGCGAAUUCUACCGCCUCACCCAAAGCUUCCUGGAGGAAGAAAUAAAUGCCAUUAAACUGGCUAUAUCCGAUGCUUGCGCCGUUGACGAUAACGAUGUUAAUAAAGAUAAGGGGAAUACGGACUCUCCCGCUGACCUUGACCGUGGCGUUCUUUGCAAGAUGGAUACCACGAGCAUAAAUUCUAGUUUCUGGAACACCCUCAAGUUCAGCCACCUUCUUCUAAAGGAGCCAGAUGAAGGGCAGGACAGGGACGAUGACGACGAACCUCCAGAAGUGGGAGGCGAUAACUCUUCCAAAUGGUUCGUUUCUAGAAUAUUAUCCGACAUAUCCAACGUGUUCAAAACGGUCGUAACUAACAUUCUAACAUUUUUCCGCCCUCCGCCUUCCGCCCAUUCAGAUUACCCUUAUUUUGACGUUGAGACGGACUUGAAAACAGCUGUGCCCAGGAAUUUGAAUCAAAUUUUGGAGACUCAUUUAAAAAAAAUCAUAGACGCGAUAUUUCAGAUCUAUACAACCAAUCACGACAAGAUUUACCAAGAAACCGAAUCUUUCGUGAAUCUUACCACCGGCCGAAAUUUGUACAUAGUUUCCAACCUAGCCAGACUCAUGGAGACACUCUUAGAAUGCUCAAUCUUGAAAAAAUGCGGCGAUCCUGAGUAUAUACGCGAUCUGUUGACCAAAGGGAACUCUCUGAGAUCCAGAGAUGAUGCCUUAGCUAAAACCUAUCACGAACACCUGAUCAAGCAAUAUUUACGGGAUAUGUACACCCAUUGGACGUGUACUAACGUCGGUAACCUGGGCGCUUCUAUAAUGGAUCCCGUUGUAUUGACGGAUUUCUUCGAUUGUUCUGUAGUGAAGCAUAUUCCCGCGUGGGAUAAAAUUGAUAUAUCGGCUCAAACGGGACAAUUGACGCACGUGUUUGUACCGGCUUCCUGCAGUUUUUACGUUCACGCUUUACUCUAUUCCGCUAACCAGAGCCUCUUAAAUCAUUUCGGACAUUCUUAUUCUAAAACUCUGCUCAAGAUUUAUAUAAGCGAGCUACGCUCACGCGUCAUAUCGGUAAACGAACGCUUUAUCGGCAAAGCGUUACCGGAUUCAAAGGCCGAUAACCCCCACCAAACAUUUCCGCAAAAUAUCGCGUUACAAUGUUUGUUCGAUCUCCAGGUAGUGUCGCGUUUUUUAAAUUCCGCGCAUCAUUAUUCCCACGAUCCCUACGCUUCGAGUGAAGAUACGUCCUCUAGCGAAAGGAUUGGCAAAAUAGAGGUAGCCUUGUCUUCGCUAAUAGAUCCGUUCGAUUACCAACUCCUUCGUUCACACGUGGAGGCUAAUGUUCGCUCUUGCGUAAACAAAUUAUCGAGACUGUUCAGCAUUUUCGAGGUAAAAAUUCUGCCGACUCUUCCCCGAGAAAAAUUCGACGAGAACCAACGACCCCAUCUUAUACUGAAUACAGUAACCAGAUGCUAAAAUUUGAUACGAUUGGAAAACCGACAUAAUUUUUACGACGAUAUUUUAAUUAUAUUAAUUUUUAUCAUAUGUUUUUUCAUUUUAUUAUGAAAGUUGUUAAGAUUAAAAUUGUCCAAUGAAAAGUUGGGCGUUGUUAUUUCGUAUAUAAUAUUUACAAAAAAGAACAUAAUUUUUUUUAUGACUUUAUAAAUAAAUUAGUAAAAAUGCGAUAAUAAAUAAA